Cornus florida is the source of this 469-nucleotide messenger RNA. Its product is annotated as protein DSS1 HOMOLOG ON CHROMOSOME V-like. Gene Ontology annotation, biological process: mRNA export from nucleus; proteasome assembly; double-strand break repair via homologous recombination. Gene Ontology annotation, cellular component: proteasome regulatory particle, lid subcomplex; proteasome complex. The record is from RefSeq and is a predicted model, not a curated record. The transcript is spliced from 3 exons. Bases 102 to 317 code for a protein of 71 amino acids. NCBI's taxonomy places the organism in Eukaryota, Viridiplantae, Streptophyta, Magnoliopsida, Cornales, Cornaceae.
UAUAUAUUAUACAUUCAAGGGACAUACAAGUAUACAACGAAACACCAUUGGAACGCUCUCUGAUUCUCCUUCAGUUGCAGGUACCGUUGAGAGCUGGGAAGAUGGAGAAGGAACCUAAGGUAGCCUCUGAAGAUCCAAAGGUAGAUUUAUUCGAAGAUGACGACGAGUUUGAAGAGUUUGAGAUUAAUGAAGAGUGGGAUGAGAUCGAGGGAAAAGAAAUAACACAGCAAUGGGAAGAUGACUGGGAUGAUGAUGAUGUCACUGAUGAUUUCUCUCUGCAGCUGAAGAAGGAACUGGAGAACAACCAGAAGAGUUAAGUUCAUGUACCAUCAUCUUCGUAUAUGUGGAUUUCAGUGUCUCACUCUCUGUUGUGUUUUGUUUUUUUUUGGCAAUGGGAAUAGUACUAAUGGUUGUAAACAAAGGCAUGUCUUAAUUAAGAUAUUUUAAUUAUCCGUGAAUUUUGCAAGUA